Molecule: messenger RNA, 1305 nt
Organism: Rhipicephalus microplus (southern cattle tick)
Lineage: Eukaryota; Metazoa; Arthropoda; Arachnida; Ixodida; Ixodidae
Biological process (GO): lipid transport; ganglioside catabolic process
Cellular component (GO): cytoplasmic side of plasma membrane
Molecular function (GO): enzyme activator activity; lipid carrier activity
Source: RefSeq, a predicted model, not a curated record
GAUACACCUCGCCCGCCCGUUUGUGGUCCUCGUCGGACUGGUCGAGUUUCCACGGCGUGUACGCAGAGUGCCACUUGCCAUGUUCUCGGUCAUCGCGUUCGUCGUAGUCCUCUGCUGCUCCGUUCAGCGUUGCGCGGCGGACGACGUACGCGCGACGCCAGCCGCGCCGACGUCGACGCCGAACCCCAGCGGUACCGCCUCCACGGAGGAGCUCAAGUCGGCCUCCAACGAGUCCCUGGUCGAAGCACCGCCUCCUCCCACGACGCAGCAGUUGGACCCAGACUACGGCGAAGGCGAAGACGAGGAUGAAGAGGAGCAGCCGGCAAACGACACACAGGCCUCCGGACCGUCUGUGCGUCGCGGCUAUGCGCGGCUGGCCUUCAAUAACUGCGGCGAAGAGACGGAUCCGCUGUUCGUGACGGGCUUCGACCUGGACCCGAACCCCGUGCAGAUUCCUGGCCCACUGUCUGUCGGAAUCCGCUUCAGGCUCAACGAGAACCUCACGUCACCCAUCGCGGUGCACCUUGAGAUGCAGAAAAAGCUGACGCUCCUGUUUGGCCUGUCCACGUGGUUGACGAUACCGUGCCUGCCCAAUGGCGUGGGUUCGUGCACGUACGAUGACAUCUGCAAGAUACACCUUUUCAACAAGCCGGAAUGCCUGGACGUCAAGACGGGGGACGAGAUCCCGUGUCAGUGUCCCUAUCACGAGGGCGAGUGGCGCCUCAAGCCGUCCACAUUCAAGGUGCCCGAACUUCCGCCGGACCUUCCUUCGUACCUGCUCGACGGCGAAUUCGUCAUCAAGGCCACGGUGCUGCGAGACGGAGAGCAGAUCGGCUGCUAUUCCACAGACGUUGAACUCAACCUGUGACCUCGACCCCGCCACAGAGCGUAUAGGGACUCCCAAAGUCGUCCUCCUGUGUGCUUAAUGUCGUGUGCGUGCGUGAGUGUGUCCUGUUAAAGCGUCUCUCGUCCCACUUUUGAUCGACAGCGAAGAGCUCUGCGGAACUGAGGUCGCAGGGCCGCCGACCGUCUGGGGUCACGCUUUCUGUAAAACGUCGAGUCAGCGUCGUCUGCGGUGACUAUUCUUCGUGGUUACACAGCGACACCGAGCCUGAUUCAGGUGAAGAAGUUCCAUGAGCCAACACGCGCUCCGCCACUGCAAUGGUUCACCCACCGGCAUACCUCGGAAUAACGCUCCCGGUUGCCUUUCGUGCAUAUGAAAAUUAGGUUUGUCCAAAUAAUGUCGCGUUUCUUCACCCGAUGCUUUAUCUUCCCGAAAGCGAAGUAAAGCUGAUGCAAGAGGGU